AUGGCUUCCAAUAAUGGAAAUGAGUUUAUUAAACAAUUACUGGAUAUUGCUAUUAACGAGGAAAAAAUUGUUGGAAAUGCAAAAUUCAUUAAAGAUAAUCACCAAAAAUUGUUGGAUUUUAAGUAUCCCAAUGAAUUGGAGGCAAGAUCUCAUGAUCUGGAUAUCGGCGAAGAGAAAGAAUCUGAUCCCAAACUAUUAGAUAUCUGCCGACAAGUGAUUAGACAUAGCCUUAAGACCUCACACCCUAACUUUUACAAUCAACUGUAUGGAGGGACAGAACAAUACUCCCUUUCCGGUGCCUUUCUUACCGACGCUCUCAAUACUUCAGCGAAAUAUUUCUGGAAUAAUUUGAUGUCGUUAUUUGCUUACAAAUUAUCUGUUUUAAUUGACGGCAUAUACCGGUACGUGCCAUUCCUCCUAUUCCAGGGCUACGUUUGA
This is a messenger RNA of Oppiella nova, 438 nucleotides long. The record is from the annotation of a GenBank genome assembly. Lineage: Eukaryota; Metazoa; Arthropoda; Arachnida; Sarcoptiformes; Oppiidae.